AUGCCACGGGGUACUAUCAAAUGCGCUACAAAUUGCGGGAUCGGUGUUGCGAUAGCUUUAUACGAUAAUAUUGCUGAAUGGUCGAAUGAAUUAGAUUUUAAACGUAAUGAAUUGCUACGAGUUAUCGACGAACGUCCUUGUUUUAAUAGCAAUAAAACUGAUACUGGUUGGUGGUACUGUGUAAAUGCAAAAGGUAAAUCUGGAUUUGCACCGGCAAAUCGACUUUAUUUGUUUCAUCGUUUCAAAAAACACAAUAUCGAAAAAAUUAGUACCACAUCUUGCGCAAUUCUAUUUAUACAAAAAAGGGAAAAUUCGCUAUAA
Molecule: messenger RNA, 321 nt
Organism: Dracunculus medinensis (Guinea worm)
Lineage: Eukaryota; Metazoa; Nematoda; Chromadorea; Rhabditida; Dracunculidae
Source: the annotation of a GenBank genome assembly